Paraglomus brasilianum is the source of this 948-nucleotide messenger RNA. NCBI's taxonomy places the organism in Eukaryota, Fungi, Glomeromycota, Glomeromycetes, Paraglomerales, Paraglomeraceae. The record is from the annotation of a GenBank genome assembly.
AUGCCGUAUACUCAACUAAAGCUGUCGAAUAUUCAAUUUCUGCCAUCAGUCAUCCUCCUGUUUCCUCUUCUGGUUGAUGCUCUUCUUCCUACCAAUGAUCACAGCACAUCAGAUCCAAUUGGCGAGUCGGUCUUUGAUUUGAUGGCCACUGUUCUAAUUGCAUCGGUCAUAACAAUUGACGUCAAUCGUAUAAAACAUGAAGGAAAUCUUUUAAAAAGGAUACUCAACGGUGUCCAAAUCCUCCUUCUUACAACACGUAAUUGCAUGACAAUUUGGUUCUUUGUCAGAGCUUACAAAGAUACCAAAGAUAUGUUUUUUAUUGCAUUUCUUAUAACAGCCCUUUCGGUGGACUUACCUCUAAUUGCUAUCAUUGUUAAUGUUCCUAAAAAGAUAAAGUCUGUGCGAAAGCUACCUGUAAAAUACACUAUCGGACUUCCUGAUCUUUUAACUAUGACAUGUCGUUUUAUCAAUGAUUUGACUUUUGGAUUUUUGGCAGUGAACCGAGGAUACGUGAAUCGGUCGACUUACUGGUUUGUGUUUGGGCCCGUUAUCGUGGCAUUUUUAGUUGGUGUAGGGCUAUAUAUAUAUAAGUUAAUUAAAUAUGAAGACAUGUUAAUGUCUCUGGAUGAACCGAAUAAAGACAAAGACAAGGCUUGGCUAAUAAUUAUGCAAACUCACUCCAGAAAAUUUGGAAGAGCUACAUGGAUAGUUCAAUUCUGUUCUCAAUUAGUGGUUGGUCUGGUAGCCGCACCUUCAGUUCUUUGGGUAAAGGCUUACAUUACGUUGGGUUUUAUAGUUUUUACAAUAGACGAUAUUUCUACAAAAUUACGACGUAAAAUUGAGAAAAUUGAGACUGAGAAAAUUGAGGCAACUGAGAAGAUUGAGGCUGAGAAAAUUGAUGCUAAGACUGAGGAAAUUGAGACUGAGAGAAUUGAGUCCACCGUUUAA